AUUUUAGGUUUUGGGGAGAUUCGUUCUCGUACUGUGGAUUGUUGUUGUUGUUGGGAUUAUCUGAGAAGAGAAGAAGAAAUGGGGAAGCAGCCGGUGAAAUUGAAGGCGGUGGUUUACGCACUUUCGCCGUUCCAGCAGAAGAUCAUGACCGGUCUCUGGAAGGAUCUGCCGGAGAAGAUCCAUCACAAGGUCUCUGAGAAUUGGAUCAGCGCCACUCUUCUCGUUACCCCUGUCGUUGCAACCUACUGGUAUGCUCAAUACUUCAAGGAACAGGAGAAGCUUGAGCACAGAUUCUGAAGCAUGAAGUCACUCCUUUUCUACAAGAACCUUAUAGUUUGAACUUUGAAGUCACUUCUUUUGUUUGAAGUCAUAAUUUUCAUAAAAACUCAUGUGGGAAUCUUCUGAGUCAGUUUUUCUGAAACUCUAUUGCUAAAUAAAUGUUUUGGUUUCAUGGCAAUGACUGUUGAUGUUCAUCUUUCUUGUUAUGGUAUGAAAAUUGGAUUGAAUCGAAUAAUCUAUUGAUCCCUCA
Arabidopsis arenosa is the source of this 529-nucleotide messenger RNA. The record is from the annotation of a GenBank genome assembly. Lineage: Eukaryota; Viridiplantae; Streptophyta; Magnoliopsida; Brassicales; Brassicaceae.